This is a messenger RNA of Procambarus clarkii (red swamp crayfish), 4514 nucleotides long. The record is from RefSeq and is a predicted model, not a curated record. Lineage: Eukaryota; Metazoa; Arthropoda; Malacostraca; Decapoda; Cambaridae.
AUGGAGUCCACAGUAGCACUUGUAGAUGUGGCAGCGCCGGAGCGAGAGAAAUUGAGCAACUGUGCUUAACAAGUGUCUUCAACUGAUGGAACUGAGACGCGAAGCUCAAGGAGACUGUAACUGUAGCGAUGGAAGCGAGGUCACUGUGUCGGCCGGGGGGUGGCCUCCGCUGUUUCAUGAUCUCGGGAAUUCAAGAUCGGGAGGAGCUGCUGUUUCUUCACCGAAGCAUCAAUGCAUUGGGUGGCAAGGUAGCUGAUCUCAACCAAUAUACAGAGAUGUGUUCACACGUCAUUGCCAAAGAAUUUAACUCCACCGAAAAGGUUCUUGGAGCUCUAGCAGGAGGAAAGUGGUUGGUGAAUCCUGACUAUGUCAAACAGUGUGUCCAGAAAGGCUGCUGGCUAGAGGAGUCGGAUUAUGAGCUCAGAAACCACGGUGAAGUGGCCAAAUAUUGCCGCAAACGGAAGGAGGAAACUGGGAGAGGGAUCUAUUCAGGAUGGACCAUAUACGUGUUUCUGAAGGAUAAGAGCAUGAGUAGAUCAUUUCGAAGGAUUGUGGCUGCUGGGGAUGCUGAAGUGGUUCAAUUGGACCAAAUAUCGAAUGUUGAUUUAGUCAUAAGUGAUCAUAACACCUUACCCGAAGUCAGAUCGGUGGUGGGAAGCGUCACUCCAGUUGUCGGUAUCAACUUCAUCAAGGAUACUCUUGUGUUGAAAGCCGACCCUUCAAAUCUUCAGUGCUAUUUGCUCGAUGAAUCGGAGACUGGGUGGAUUUCCAAGAAACAUAAAACCGGUUGGAAUGCAAAUUUGAAGGUGGUUAAGAGAGAUGAUAGACUGCAAAAACGACCAUUUGAAGAUGUUUCCAGAAAUAAUAAAAAGUUGUGCACUCCAGUAAAGAAAAUAUCCGACUCCUCAUACCAACAGACGAACCUUGAUCAGUUUGUGACCUGUUCUCCUAGAAAAUCUGCAUCUCCAGCCUGCCAGACACCAACUAAGAGCAACAAACGUCGACUUAGGCACCUCAUUUAUUCCCCCGAUAAGCAGCAACCCACCAUUACUAAAUAUUGUAUUAAAGAGGAAAAAUCCCCGCGGCAGAAUGGUAGGGUGCCGCUGAUUGACUUGAACAACAGUGCCUCGGCAAAGACCCAGUGCAACAAUAAACAAAACGAAGUACAGAAGGGAAAUAUAUGCAGUGAAAUGAGUGAUGACUUGGAAAUCAUUGAAGAUAGACCAAAUAAAGUAGUCGAGAGAAACGAUGAUGAUUGUUAUAUUACAGAAGUGGUUGGGGCUGGAACAGUAUUACCCAAAAAAUGGGAUCCAACGAAAGUGUUAACUGAAAAAGAUAACGAGUAUAUGAGAAAUAAAAUAAGAGAACGGUGUAAACAAGCUGAAUUAUCCAGAUUAAAAGCAGGUCAGGAGAAAGUUGAGAAAAGUAUAGAUAAGGAUACUAUUAACUCAGAUCAUCGUAAUAUAAUUCUUGAAUUGAACUCUGGAAAUAAAAUUGACUCUCAAACUGAAGACUUGCACGCUAAAGGUGUAUCAAACAAUUGCAAAUUAUCUAAUGACUUGAAAGAAAAUCCAGCAGUGCCAAAACGAAUGGCACUGAAAGAAGUUCGUGUUAAUCUUGGUAAGAGAGUUGAAUGUCAGGGAUUAAGCAUAAAGGCUAAUCAAACAUCUAUUAGCAUUAAAAAAGAGGAUACUAAGCAAGGUCUGGUGUGGAAAAUUGCACGUGAUCCUUCUCUCUCCCAGUUAAUAUUAAAAAAAGAUGAUUUAAAGAGAGGUAUUUUGAAAUUUGUAAAAAAAUAUAAGUUUCUAAGUAGUUCAUAUGAUGGCGAACAAAGUUUUAUUUUGAGAGAGUGUGAAAGUGAUUCUCAAAAUGUUAAUUCAUUUGAUGGUGAUGAGGAUUUUGACAGUGACUAUGUCUUGUAUCCUCCAUAUCGUGCCCAUUGUUCUCCUGAAAUUAGACAGUUGGAAAGUGACGAUACAAGCAUGUCAUAUUUCAUGUCGAGCAUAGUUUAUGAAGACGAUCAGGACUUUCCUUUGCAAGCCUUGGAUUUUCUGUAUUUGAAUAUAACGCCUUAUUCUUACCCUUCUGAUGCAGUCUUGAGAGAUCUACUAAAGAAGUUGGUAUUAGAGACCCCUUUCAGCCUUGUCUAUUCUCGGGCACUCGGAGUGGCAUAUCAAGUUUUGAAGUUUCACCCACCAGUCAGUUCUUGGAUGCGAAACUAUUACUUCAGGGUCCUGAAUUCUACCAUGGAGAAAUCGGAGGUGACUGGCACUUAUUUGACAUGGAAAUUUAUGCGCUCUGCAAUAGAAAAUCUGCAAGUGUGCACGGAUUCAACGAAUGAUGAUUCAUCUAGUGAUGAAAAAGCCUCAUUUAAAAUGGAACACUCGCUUGGAUUACUCGAGUUUCUUGUGGCAUUAUUUAAGAAAGAUAUCAAACACAGCAAUAGCAGAGAGGCCGUCUCCGAACUUCUGAUGUGGCGAGUGUUUUGGAGUUACUCUAGGACUCCUUCGGCAACCAUGCCAGUCAAGCAGCUCAUUAGGUUUUGGGUUACUAUGGUAUCGUCCUCGGCAGCCAUUAGGCAGUGCCUAACGCAACUUGUGUCGAUGGUCCUGGAAUUAGCUUGGAGAUCUGAAAAGAAGUUACUAAUCCCAGUUAGUCCACUGCCAACUUCUCUUUUUGACAUUGAUACUGAACUGCAACUUCGCAUGAAAGAUUGUGGUCAUGCCAAUUCUAUCAACCUCAUUGUAGAUUUUACAUCUCCCUGGACGAAGAUGAUCCUAUGUUCCCUCAUCUUCCAGAGAGUGGCUCUCAUAAACAAUGAGGAAAUUAUUCUUCGAAAUAUUAUGGACUAUAUUGUAGCAGUGCAUGCAGGUAAAGAGGCCGUCUCCCCCACCAAAACAUCAGAGAGUGAUAAGAAAUCACAUGUUAAUAGAGAAGUUUCACUCGUCACACCAAAGAAGAAAAAUUUACGAACGUCAACCAGCAGAAAACGCAUAAGUCCUCAUUGCAUCAAUAAGACAAACCAUAAGGGAGAAACAACCUUGAUUCGUGCUUGCAUAAAGAACAAUGUGGAACGUGUGCGUGAGCUGCUUACUGUCCCUGAUAUCGACAUCAACAUGGCUGAUAACUUGGGUUGGACAGCAUUACACGAGGCGGCCAUGCGUGGAUUUGAUGAGUGUGUCAAACUGCUGCUCAACCAUAAUUGCUACGAUGCACUUGGAAAAAAAAAUACACUUCUUUCAUAUAUGAGACGAGAUGCAGUCUCGUACUCUGUUAAUGUCAGUGCUAGGGGCGGAGAUGAAGGUAGAACACCAUUACAUGAUGCAGUAGAAUCCAACCAUCUUAGCACUGUUAAGCUGCUACUCGAUCAUGGAGGUGUUAGUUUGCUAAAGGAUAAAACUGUCAAUGGCAUUACUCCGGGAGAUUUAGCAAAGACUGAAGAAAUGCGGCAGCUGUUGAAGUCAUACAAAAGGACAUCUCAGGCUGGUAAGAAGAGUGGCUUCGAAAAGUUCAGUAAAAUGGCAGUUAUUACCUCAGGGCUUAACAACCCAAAUGGCUUUCUUCCCAACCUUGACGACCAGAUGAAAUUUAUCCUUACAUAUGUUAACAGCUAUUUGGAAGUUUCUGGCACUAGAUUUCUGCGAUAUGGCAUAAUAAAGGAAAUUGAGAUGUUUUGUAAGAAUAAGAUGAUAGAUCAGCCACAUUCAAACAUCUUGCAGGUUAAUGAUAAGAGAGUGGUAGAUUCUUCUGGUGCCACUAAAACUAGGGACCUUGAAAUGUGCAGUACCGAUAAGCAAGAGAAUGUUAGUAGAAUAUACGAUGAUAAAUUGUCAAGUGCCAGAGGUAAAAGUUUGUUUUGUCAAGUUACAACGCCUUCCUCCGCGGAAAGAGCCUUGAGUGACUCAAUGUUUGAACACUUUAAGUUGAACUUGGUGACAUACAGAGAUCAGUCAACAAAGCCUGCUAAGGAUGACACGGAUUUCGAUGAAGCGCUCAAGUUCAUCUUUUUGUGAGAAUUGUUGUUGUCGACUUCAGUGUACCUGUUUCUUCUCUAACCUUAGAGAAUACUAAUGAUAAAUGGUUGCCUUACUUUUCAUUAUACAGUAUUAAUAUUUUUUUUAAAAAGUGACUUAAGUUAUGUAUAUACUGUAUCUAGAUAAAAUUGGGACUUGUUUUGCUAGAAAUCUUCAUUUCUAAAAGAAUUUCUUUGAUAUUUCCUUCUAUUGCUUUUUAUUAUUCUUGAAGAUGAAAAUUUUCUAAGAAUAUAUAUAUAUAUAUAAAUAUAUAUACCAUAUAUUUGAAUUGACUGGAAAGGGAAUAAAAGUAUUUGGUCAUCAAAGUAUAUAAGCAUUUUGUUUGCAUUAGAAGCGUAAUAAUUGCAGUUACUUUGUUUACAGCCGUUGACGGAGGUAAUGAAGCAAUAUUUGCCUCGCCUCCAAUAUUUUAUGUUGGUAAAUUAUUUUUUUGCGCAAUUAUAAUUCUAUGAAUGUUGAACUUACAAAGAUGAACUUACC